AUGAUAGAAUACCGACCCGGCGUUGGAAUAAAUACUUGGACUCCUUGGAGACCAAUUGAAUUAGUGGUGAUGGUUAUUAUUGCUGCGUCUGUGGCUGUCAUUGGUUUAGCGUUGGGUUUAGGUUUGGGUAUUGGACUAAAUAAUGAUAGUAAAAAUUUGACUUCCAUCACACUUGCAACGAACCAAACAACAACAACAUUACCAUCGAAUACAACAACAACGAUAAGAGCUACUAAUACAACAACUACAAACACAACUACAACAACGACAAUAACAACAAAUAUUACUACUACUACUGCCACUACUAACAAUACUAUAACAUCGACAACAAUGACUGCAACAAAUAAUACUGCUACUGCUACUGCUACUGCUACUAUUACUCCUACUACUGCUACUAUUACUACUACUGAUACUGCUACUAUUACUACUACUGAUACUGCUAUUAUUACUACUACUGAUACUGCUACUAUUACUACUACUGAUACUACUAUUACUAUUACUCCUACUAGCAAUACUGUAACAUCGACAACAGCGACUGCAACAACUACUACCGGGAUAGCUACGGUAACAGCAGCUGCCAGGAAAUAA
Messenger RNA from Rotaria socialis, 588 nucleotides. The record is from the annotation of a GenBank genome assembly. Lineage: Eukaryota; Metazoa; Rotifera; Eurotatoria; Philodinida; Philodinidae.